AUGCACCAGAUUUACAGCUGCAGCGAUGAAAAUUUAGAAGUUUUCACCACUGUGAUUUCUUCCAAAUCAUGUAGCCCUGCCCGAAGACGAGCCAAAGCUACGCAGCACAUCCUGACAAAGACCGCCGUGGCCGGAGCGGAGCGGCGGCCGCCCCAGGGCGAGCUCCUGCAUGUGCUGUGCCAGGCGAGGGGCGAGCCGGAGGCGCGGGGCCGGCGCUGCCCGCAAGGAGCCUGCCCCGCCAAGGGCGCUGCCCAGCACGUGGGAAUUACUGAACAAGAGUCAUCCAAGUCCUAUAAUCAUCUGUUGGAUGGAAAAUCUUUGAUUGCUCCAUCUCCAGUUGCCCAUAUCACAGUGAAAGCUGUGGCUGUCACGGGCUCACCCACACGCAACCGCACUUCUCUGGAAGACCACAGGCAGCACUGGAGGAAGACCACAGAGUAUGACCUGGCCCUGCCACCAGGAGCAGAAGCUUCCCUACCACUGACAGGAGGCAACCUGUGUGGGACACCCAGCCUCCUGAGGAAGAUGUGGAUGAAGCACAAGAAGAAGUCAGAGUACCUGGGGGCAACAAACAGUGCCUUUGAGGCUGACUGAUAAGGCUCAGCAUCCCUUGGAAGGGCAGAAGGUGCUUUAGCAGGACAAGGUGCUUUAGGAUCAAUGAGGGAACAGACACAGCACAGCUCAUCCAGGAAAAUUCUAUCCUUUUUAUUACUUGAUGCCAUUGCCUCAGAACAGUGGGAGAAAGGCUAACAAAGGUAAAAAUGGUGAAUAUGAUGCAACUCAAUGGCCUUUCCUUGUUGCAUUACCCUUAAAUCCCAACUAUCCCACUAGAUUUACAUCUUGACUCGAUGCUGAGACUACUGCUGGCUCAUUCACCAUUCUCUAUGUCCUGUCUGAGUGAGCUUGGACUUGCAACAAGAGAAGCCUACGAAGAGGUUUGUGUAUUCCUGCAAGGCAACAGAGACUGAUUACAGAGUGCCAUUAAAUCCCAGGGAACUGCUUGUUGUGCACCACUGCUUGUCAUCUUUCCCCUCUCAUAUCAUGAGAUAAAAACCCCAUCUUGCGAUAUGCUUGGCUGAAUGACACAUGCUAAACCUCUUUUCCUUCAGUUUUGAUGUUUCAAGGCAGGAGUAAAAGAUGCAAAAAUUCUAAAACAAUGGGCGAGAACUGGGCAGGUUUGCAAACAUAUGUACCAAACUUUGCUAUGUGACAAGUGAUCUGUGCUUUAAGGUGUCCUGCCAGAUCAAACUAUGAGCAAGAGGAUAGCCUCAAGGGAUACUUUCUGCUGUAGAACCUGCUUAUGGGUGAAAUGUAGUCAGCAAUUUACCCUCUAGCCAUGUGGUAAAGGAUAUUACAUUAAGUGCACAAAAUACUAGGAGGAAGGAAAGUAUGUAAAUGGUGCAACUAGGUGACUAAGUAUAAGAUAUUUGCAUGUAAGAGACUUGUGCUUAUAA
Hirundo rustica (Barn swallow) is the source of this 1454-nucleotide messenger RNA. It is a transcript of the gene VXN, whose product is annotated as vexin. Lineage: Eukaryota; Metazoa; Chordata; Aves; Passeriformes; Hirundinidae. Gene Ontology annotation, biological process: neurogenesis; neuron differentiation. The coding region runs from base 1 to 594 and encodes 197 amino acids. The record is from RefSeq and is a predicted model, not a curated record. The transcript has 6 exons.